This is a messenger RNA of Aspergillus steynii IBT 23096, 2734 nucleotides long. Its product is annotated as ubiquitin-specific protease UBP14. NCBI's taxonomy places the organism in Eukaryota, Fungi, Ascomycota, Eurotiomycetes, Eurotiales, Aspergillaceae. The transcript has 6 exons. Gene Ontology annotation, molecular function: protein binding; cysteine-type deubiquitinase activity; zinc ion binding. The record is from RefSeq and is a predicted model, not a curated record. Bases 206 to 2551 code for a protein of 781 amino acids. Gene Ontology annotation, biological process: protein deubiquitination.
CACGAAAUUUAGGCUGUACCGUCAUGAUUGCCCCACCUAGACUUUAUACGGAGUAGGUACCACUAAGGUGUAAGUCAACUACCCCGAACAACCAACCUUGGAAGUCAAGCCACCUUCUACUACUGUAUUAUUGCCAGUUUCUCUAGCAGCCUCGGACCAAGUGCCAACACAAUAACCGUCGUCCCCACUAAGUGUGAGGCUUUCUAUGAUGGAUCUAUGUGUUCAUAUCGACUCUGAAGAGCUGAAAAAACCGUCUGACUCACAAGCUGUCUAUCGCGAAGAUUGCACCCAAUGCUUUGACUCUAUUAACGAUGAAACCGGCCUCAAUGUCUGCCUGACCUGUUUCAACGGCGGCUGCGCUGGUGAAAGAAACCAUGGCCAUCUUCAUUUCAGGCGUUCCGGUCACCCUCUGGCGCUUAAUAUAAGAAGGUUUCCAAAGAAACUCCAGCGAGACGAGCCUCCGCAGAAAAUUUCGAAGCUUGCGAUUAUCGAAGAGAAAGAGGAAGACCGCUAUGACACUUCUACGCGCGUUAUAUGUUACGCCUGCCUCAAUGACAACGUGGACAAAUCCAGUAGCAACCUACCGGCUGUGAUAGAGGGCGUCAUGAAAGCAAUGACCUUUUCGAAAAGGGAGGAGGUCAAAGCCUGGGAACAAGAAUUCGUGCCUUGUGAACAUACUCUGUGCUUGAAUCAACAUCAGCCUUCAAAAAUUGGAACCCAAGACCUCAGUCAGUGUUCCAUGUGUGACCUAAAGGAGAACCUAUGGCUCUGUCUAGAGUGCGGUAACCUUGGUUGUGGUCGGAGCCAAUUUGGUGGCAUAGGAGGGAACUCACAUGCUCUUGCGCAUUCGGAUUCGACAUCUCAUGCGGUAGCAGUUAAACUCGGAUCAAUAACUGCAGAAGGCUCUGCCGAUAUCUACUGCUAUUCGUGCAAUGAGGAGAGAAUAGAUCCUAAUCUUGGUCCCCACCUUGCUCACUGGGGGAUCAAUCUUAUGGGCCGCGAGAAAACGGAGAAGAGCUUGAUGGAGAUGCAAGUUGAGCAUAACCUGAAAUGGGACUUUUCAAUGACAACUGAAGAUGGCCAUGAACUCACCCCAGUCUUUGGUCCGGGAUUUACAGGUCUCAGAAAUUUGGGCAAUAGCUGCUACCUCUCAAGUGUCUUGCAGUGUAUUUUCGACCUCCCAGAAUUCCAGCACAGAUACUACCGUGAACGCGAUGAACCGCCACUUACACAACUUCCGGCCGAAGACCUGGAAACGCAAAUGAGGAAAAUUGCGGAUGGUAUUCUCUCUGGACGUUACUCCCAGGCAGACCACAAUAUGAACGCCACUUCUGAUUUACCAGAAAUACCACAUCAAAAAGGCUUGGCACCGGCAAUGUUCAAACAUCUUAUCGGCCGUGGCCAUGAAGAGUUCUCCACAAUGAGGCAACAGGAUGCUUUCGAAUUCCUACUCCAUGUUUUCAAGACUAUCAACAUGGCCAAACCCUCGGAUUCCGGGGAUAACCCUGUUAAAGCUUUCGAUUUCUCUGUGGAGCAGCGCCUCCAGUGUUUGUCUUGCAAAAAAGUCCGUUAUAAGGUUGAUGGUCAAGACAAUAUCUCUAUCCCGGUACCUGCCCAUCGUCUUACGCCAGAUGACGCACAAUCUACUGGCCCUUUCGCGCCUGUGACUUUAUAUGACUGCCUAGACGCCUUCACUUUGGAAGAGAGAGUGCAGCUCGAUUGUCCUUCUUGUACAAGUAAGGAUGGCUUCACAAAACGCUCGUCUUUUCGAACAUUGCCGCAGCAGCUGGUUGUCAAUGCUCGACGCUUUGAACUCGUGAAUUGGGUCCCUACAAAGCUAGAUAUUCCGGUAGAAGUCAGUGAUCAGGCACUGGAUUUUAGCCGUUAUCUCUCCACGGGCCAGCGGGCGGACGAAGAGCUCCUCCCUGACCUUGAUACAGAGGAUUCUUUUACACCGAACCAAAACGCCCUGGAUCAGCUUUGUAGUAUGGGCUUUCCAAGGGCUAGGUGUGAAAAAUCACUCUACAUGACUGGUAACACAGACGCCGAGGCUGCAAUGAAUUGGAUGUUUGCUCAUAUGGAGGACGACGAUAUUGAUGAACCACUUGGAGGUAUAAAUCCUGGGGCAUCAUCUGAUCUCCCACGUGAUGUCGCUAAAAUAGCGCAGCUCGGUGAAAUGGGGAUAGAAGAACCUCGAGCCAUAAAGGCACUGGCAGCUACAGGAGGUGAUGUUGUCAGAGCAAUCGACUGGGUCUUCAGUCAUCCAGACGUGCUGAUUGAGGACGAAACCCAACAAUUCGAGGCUGCAUCUAGUGGUCAGCCCAAGGUCUCUGGGUUCGACUCUAUUCCAGCUAGAUAUCAGCUUCGUUCAAUUAUCUGUCACAAGGGCUCCUCUGUGCAUGCUGGGCACUAUGUUGCGUUCAUUCGGAAAGCCUUACCAGGGCAAGAUGAUCUUUCCUGGGUAAUGUUUAAUGAUGAAAAGGUGGUGAAGGUCGACGACAUCCAGGAAAUGAAGAAGUAUGCCUAUCUGUAUUUCUUUUCGCGGAUUUAGGUAGACCAAUGCAUUAUCCAGUGCCCGUUCAUAUGCAUUUAUGUUAUUACGUGGCUGUGUUAUAAUCGCACUCUCAACAAAUACAGAGAUUAGACCCAGAAUCCCUGUCAGUUUUUCCACUGCGCGGUCUUUGCCGCUCAUAUCACAGGCAGAAUAAUCGAUCCUUGGAUCUAGUGAAAUUCC